GCGUCGUGCGAAAGCUCUAUAAGUUUGACAAACCGUUGCAGUCAACCGGCAUGCCGUUUUAAUCCUCAGUAAUUAUACAAGAUGGAAAUAACGGAAUUAGAAUCCGAUUGUUUAAAGAUGCCGAAUUUUCAAGGAACUUCUACUGGCGAUUUAGUUAAAAAGCGCGAAGCUAUCCGAAAGUCAACAUGUCGAAAAAAUGGAGCUAAUACCUUAAGUAGUAUUAACUGGAAAAACCAGCCGAAGAUUUCAAAUGCCUACUCAACUAACCAGCAGCCAGCUGCAAAUAUAACACCAGACACUCGGUCAAAAGGCAACCAAAAUGGCAGGAAAUAUAGUGCCCCUCAAAUGAGCACGGUUUUGCGCGAUGUAAAUCUAAUGGAGAACAUCGAGGCUUUGCGGCCGCCCUUGUUUAAAAAUGAUGUCGACUUAACACCGCGAUCGAAAGCAACUAUUGCUCCUAAGAUAACCCAAAGACUGAACUUCAAUGCCGCUCAAGUAAACUUUAAAAACUUGACACCCAUUAAUGUUAAUGAUUCAAUACUGAUUCAAAAUCAAUGCAAUUCAAACCAUAGCAGAUUGACAAAGCCUAACAAAGUACCAUCACCGGAGCUGUGCCAUUGGCUGGAGCCUCUUCCACCAUUGAAACAUUCUAUACCUGAACCAGAAAUUACGCUAGAAUUUUGUGACCAAGAAUUUGACCCAUUUGAUUGUUAUCUACUGUUAUUAAAUAGAUGAUGUGUAUGUACAUAUAUA
This is a messenger RNA of Rhagoletis pomonella (apple maggot), 753 nucleotides long. RefSeq lists its product as uncharacterized. The record is from RefSeq and is a predicted model, not a curated record. Lineage: Eukaryota; Metazoa; Arthropoda; Insecta; Diptera; Tephritidae. Bases 82 to 735 code for a protein of 217 amino acids. The transcript is spliced from 3 exons.